Aplosporella prunicola CBS 121167 is the source of this 524-nucleotide messenger RNA. RefSeq lists its product as uncharacterized. Bases 59 to 262 code for a protein of 67 amino acids. NCBI's taxonomy places the organism in Eukaryota, Fungi, Ascomycota, Dothideomycetes, Botryosphaeriales, Aplosporellaceae. The transcript has a single exon. The record is from RefSeq and is a predicted model, not a curated record.
CGUGGUGCGGAGAAAUUCUAUUUUGCGUCAUGAUCGUGCCCCAUAGCUAUCAUUGGGGAUGACUCUUGUCUGCGUGACGCUCAUCGACGCCGAGAAAAGAAAGCAGACCCGCGGCUGCUCGCAGCAAUUUCAAAUCCUUCAACGCCAAACCGCACACUCUACAAUCAUCAUCAAGGAAAAUGACAGAAGGGUAUCAGAGAUCAUCAAUACAUGUCAAGAGAAGGAAGGUCUCAGUGACGACGUUGCCGUACUACGGUGGUGACCCAGCAACGGCCAGCAUCUGACACACCGUCAGCCUUUGUGCUACCGACGAGGCCAAAACGGGUCAUGCGGCGGCAGCGUGCCGAUCUUCACAAGAAGAAAGAAGGAAAAGCGCCGCCGGCAUGCACGCCCGAGCCAACAAAGAAACAAGCAAGAUACAGAAAAGGAAAGCAGAACUAACUAGUCGUCAACCGGGGUGUGGUGCGGAUGCGGGGCGGCGACAUGAGCCCGCUCCAAGGUGUUGUUGGGCGAGCAGUGCUGCG